ACUGUGAGGUUUCUUACUGAACUUGAGAAGCAGCAACAGCGACUGCAACAGUCUCGACACAACACAAAUCAGCACAUAAUAAUGGUAUGGGCUUCUGAAGUCGGUCGGAGCAUGGAGUCCGCUCACCAGGCAGGUUAGGAGGUUUUAGGAGACACGCUAAGAACCCUGUUUUGACUCCCCAUCCUGAAAUGAGGCAAAAUGUUGAUGUGUGACAGAGGAGUCCAAAUGCUGAUCACCACAGUGGGCGCGUUCGCCGCGUUCAGCCUGAUGACUAUCGCUGUGGGAACGGACUACUGGCUGUACUCACGAGGAGUGUGCCGGGCCAAAAGUAAUAACGAGAACGAGACGAGAGGGAAGAAUGAGGAAGUCAUGACCCACUCCGGACUGUGGAGAACCUGCUGCCUAGAAGGAACAUUUCGAGGUGUCUGUAAGAAGAUUGACCACUUUCCAGAGGAUGCAGAUUAUGAUCAGGAUGCAGCAGAGUAUUUACUACGAGCAGUGAGAGCGUCCAGCAUCUUCCCCAUCAUGAGCGUUGGGCUUCUGUUCAUGGGAGGUUUGUGUGUGGCUGCCAGUGAGUUUUACAGGAGCAGACACAAUGUCAUCCUCAGUGCUGGAAUCUUCUUUGUCUCUGCUGGCCUAAGUAACAUCAUCGGCAUUAUCGUGUACAUAUCCGCCAAUUCGGGCGACCCUGGCCAGAGCGAUUCGAAGAAGAGCUACUCAUACGGCUGGUCCUUCUACUUCGGUGCACUGUCCUUCAUAAUGGCCGAGAUGGUGGGCGUGCUUGCCGUGCACAUGUUCAUUGAGAAACACCGGAAGCAGCGCGCCAAGUCCCGCACCGAGCUGAUCAAGAAGUCGGCCUUCAGUCGCAUCCCCAGCUACCGCUACCGAUUCCGCCGGCGCUCCAGCUGCCGCUCCAGCGAGCCUGCCUCGCGUGACGCUUCGCCCAUGGGCAAGAGCGGGUACACGGGCCCCGCUGCAGCAGACAUCUCCAUGUACACCCUGUCCAGGGAUCCCUCCAAGGCGGCAAUGGGUGCCUUGCUCAACUCCGAGAGGGAGUUUUUGCAGGCUCACAACUCCAACGCUAAGGACUUCAAAGAUGCGGCCAACAGGAGGACCACUCCAGUCUGAGAGAGUUUAAGCACAGAGGAAGUGCCAUGGCUAAGCGGUUACAACCACAGACUUGAGCUGGACCCCAGCAGGAAGAAGAAUUCACUCGAGGCCUGCAGGGCUAUAACCCUCUUUCUAUAACAUUAUAUACAAAUAUACAGUCAUGGCAAGUUUUGGUAGCAACAUCAAUUUUGUGUUUUGCAAAGGUGUUCAUUCACAUUGUUUCUAGAUUAUUGUGUAGAGCAAUUUUAAAUAAUUACUAAAAGCUUCAAUGGCCAAAAAAAAUUACUUUUCAUAAGAAAAAAAAUGUAUUUAACUGUUUUUGAUCCUGACACUAAAUGACCAGCUAACAUUAAUUGACUAAUCAUAUUAGCAAGACAAGUAAAAGUGUGAAUGAGUACUAGUCAGGUGAAAUCCCUAUCAUAAUAAUAAUAUUGUAAGAGCAGACUGAUUGCUAUAAAAGGAGGGAAGAAGCGCUUCCAAUCAUUGUGUUCUUGUUAACAAUGGCUACCUCCAAAGAAAUGCGUGCAGCCUUCAUCGAUGUGGAUCACAAUGGCCUCACAUUCAAGGAAAUUGCUACAAAGAAUAUUGCACCUGAAAGAACCAUUUCCUGGAUCAUCUAGAACUUCAAGAAGAGAGGUUCGACUGAAGUGAAGACGUCCCAGAAUGUCCAGCAAGCGCCAGGACUGUCUCCUCAUGAGGAGUCAGAUACAGAAUUGUGUCACCAGCAGUGAAGAGCUUGCUAAGGAACGGCAGCAGGUCGGUGUGAGAGCAUCUGCAUGCACAGUGAGGCCAAGACUUUAGGACAAAGACCUGGUGUCAAGAAGGGCAGCAAGUAAGCCACUUCUCUCCAAGAAAAACUUGAAGGACCGACUCGAAUUCUGCAGGAAGUACAAGGAUUAGACAGCAGAAGGCUGGUGCAAAGUUAUUUUCUCUGAUGAAGCUUCCUUCCAACUUUUUGAAAAAUCUGGAAAAUCGAUUGUUUGGAGAUGAAAAGGUGAACACUACCAUGAGUCCUCUGACGUGCCAACUGUGAACCAUCCUGAGACCACCGAUAUGUGGGGCUGCUUUUCAACCAAGGGAGUGGGCUCUCUCAUUAACAUGUCCAAAAACACUGCCAUGUAUAACGAAUGGUAUCAAAACCUUUUUCCAACGAUCCAUGAGUAGUUUGGUGAUGAUCCGUGCAUUUUCCAGCAUGACGGAGCACCAUGUCACAAAGCAAGACUGAUAAAGAAGUGGCUAGAAUAUAAUUACAUAGAAACUUUGGAUCCAUGGCCAGGCAACUCCCCAGAUCUCAAUCCCAUAGAGAACCUGUGGUCAGUUAUCAAAAGGCGAGUGGACAAGCAGAAGCCCACAAAUUGUGAUCAGCUCUGAGAACUAAUACGGCAAGAAUGGAUCUCCAUCAGUGAGGAUUUGGCCCAGAAGCUAAUAUCAGGCAUGCCAGAGCGAACUGCAGAGGUUAUGAAAAGCAAGGGUCAACACUGUAAAUAUUGACUCAUAUUUUUUUUUGCCAAUAAAAGCAUUAAAAAACUUAUGCUUAUGGUUUUUCAGUAUACCAUAGAAACAUGUGGAAAGAUAAUCUACAAAUACCGAAGCAGCAAACUUUGCAAAACACAAAAUUUAUGUCACUGCCAAAACUUUUGGCCAUGACUGUAGAUGGUAAUUAUUAGAUCAUUGGUGCUUCCUUUUAAUCCUUUAAUUUUCAGUCACUGUUUUUGUCGUUUCACCUGACACACACAUCCCUCCCCCUAAGGGCUACUUGAGUAGAAUGCUAGUCCUCUCCUCAAUGUUAUUUGUUCUGCUACUGCAGUUCCUGAAAUGGUAGCCCAGCGAAACUGUGAAGCCCUCUGAGGGGGAGGAUUGUAACGCUUCUGACAGAUGAACCGAAAGGCUGUCCCGAUACUCGCCUUAUGCACAACUCAGUAGCCCAUAGCUGGUGAGUGCUGCCUCACACUCACAAGAUUGUAUACAUUGUUGGUUUUUCUUCCGGGUCGGAAAUUGAGCCCACAUCUAGCGCCACUGUCUCAUGCUGAUCACCCCCACUCAUCCCACCUACACGCUGCCCUCAAGCUACUUUGCCAGGCUCUGCAUGCCAUCCACACAGUUCUGUUAUUUAUUUUUAAUGUUUACUCCCAUUAUUUACAUUGCAAAAACCCCUGCAUAAACUUUUAUAACAGGGUUAAAAUGCUUGUUAUUAAAUAUGAUCUUUUAGCCAACCAAAGUUUUUUGGUAUUACAUUGUUUUCAUUGAGAUUCUAAUGAUUUACAAUUUGAUGUGAUUUACAAUGAGAUAUCCUUGAUAAGAGGUUUACUGGAGGCCCUUUGGCUUAUUAAUAUGGAUAUUGUGGUCAUUAUUAUAACGUAGAAGUUUUUUUUUUAUCUGUUAGCGAAAGAAAAGCAGUCGGCUGCCAAAUGUAGAUUUCUUAAUUGUCUAUAGUUAAAAUGUUUUUGGAGAAAAUAUUGUUCGUACAUUUACCAAAAGCUGUGCAUCAAGAGUUUAUAAAAAUCAGAAUGUUAUGAAAUCAAAAGGAACUGCCCUGAGUACUUGGACCAUUCACACAUCAUUAAUAGACAAGCCUCAAAAUGGGCUGAUGGGAUUUUCAGGUUCAAGUCUAUACACAAUAACAAAACAACAAACAACGCUAUGCUUAUAACCAUGCAUACAACACUUCUUUGAAAAUAUAUAUUGCUCAUUCUAUCUACAUUAAUGCUACAUCAAUGCUAUACUGAACUAUACUUAACUACAAAAUAUAAAUGUAUACUGUAAUUUAGUUGCUUAGUUAAUGUUAUCAAUAUCAUACUGAUGAAUAUAAACUCCAAGGGCUUUUGGUUUUCAUAUAAAAAGCAUACAAGGGCUUUAAAGAAGUUCAGCCAACAGAGAAAACAACAGAUCUGCCCUUAAAAAUAGUUACAUUGAAAAAAUAAAAGAAAAAUUCUUUACCAUGUAUGCAAAACACAUCCAGAUGUAAUGAUAUAAUGUAUACAGUAAGUUUUCCUUCGCAUCUGUCGCAAUUAUUAAUCCCUUUGUCAGUUAGGUAAAAAACGGAAGUAGAUCCUGAAACAUCUAUAAUAGUGUAGUUUUUCCAGAAAUUCAUCUCAUUUCAGAACAUCCAAGAGUACAGAACAUGUACUUUAGCCUCCAGAUUCAUGCAAGCCAGUCAUUCAUCUCCAGUUUUAUUUCAUUCAGCUUACCGAAGUCAUGCUAGCGAUCUGCCGCCUCACUGGAAAUAUUACUGUAAAUGUUGCCUUUCGUUCGGAUCCACUUUAUGUUGUGAAAUUGUGAUGUUCUGGGUCUAGAACUAAGUGUUUCAUAUUUGAAGGAGUCCACUGGAGUGCAUUGGGCACAGUUGAACAGUUUAACCCUUCAAGUCUCUCUCAGAGCACCUAGUGCCUGUCUCUUCUGCUUACUCCGAAGCGCCCGUCGCCGGGUCUCUCACUUUCGCUUGCUUGCUCCUUCAUCUCCAUCACAGCCUCGCAUCAGCUCCUCUUACCAGGACUGUUAUUGCUCAGCCAAUCACAUCCAUAGAGUCUUAGGCCCUUUGGCCUGCAACAUUGUGUAUGUGACCUCUUAACAAAAACAGCAGUCUCAGCUUGAAACAUGCUGUAGAAAAAAAGCACACCUUUUAAAUACAGUAGUUUACAUCAAUAAAGAUAAUAGUCGAAGAGAUAUUUAAAGAUUUAGAAAAAUAAAGUCAGUUUUAAGAAUGCCAA
This is a messenger RNA of Carassius carassius (crucian carp), 4817 nucleotides long. RefSeq names its product voltage-dependent calcium channel gamma-3 subunit-like. The record is from RefSeq and is a predicted model, not a curated record. Gene Ontology annotation, cellular component: postsynaptic density membrane; AMPA glutamate receptor complex. Lineage: Eukaryota; Metazoa; Chordata; Actinopteri; Cypriniformes; Cyprinidae. Gene Ontology annotation, biological process: regulation of AMPA receptor activity; postsynaptic neurotransmitter receptor diffusion trapping; neurotransmitter receptor transport, postsynaptic endosome to lysosome. The transcript is spliced from 4 exons. Gene Ontology annotation, molecular function: channel regulator activity; voltage-gated calcium channel activity. Bases 199 to 1128 code for a protein of 309 amino acids.